CCUGCUCCUGCCUCGGGCUCCGGCUAUCCGUACCAUCACGCACAUUCUCAUCAUCGUACUCGUUCUGCCGUAUCUCUGCCGUCAUCGGCAUCGAUCCUGUCGGGGAGUGGACCGGCUGUGUCCGCAGGCGCAGGCGUACCGACUGAGCGCAGACGGGCAGAGUGGUACGAGGCACCCCGGACUCGGCGUCUGUUCGCCCAAGAGGCUGACUCGGUUGGUGCGCUGAUGCUGGACAACGGGACGGACGGAGGGCAGGUGCAUGGCCGGAGGAUGAUCCGUGGCGAACCGGUUCAUUUGCGACAGACUGUGGGCGAUGCUCGUCCACCGACGCCUGAGACUGUGGUUGGCAAGCGGAUCUCACCGCUCAAGACCAACCCCAACCCGCAUGGCUUCAACAUCAUCUCCAACAUUGCCAACAACGCCCACAGGUUUGAGCCCAAGCCGCACACCCUCACCUCGCGCCGGCUUGCCAAUCACUCGCUCUACACACAUGAUAUUAUUUCGCAGUCGCCGCGCAAGGCGCCUGAUGCAGUCGACCCGCGGGUCCGCACCGGCGCCGUUGCCGACCCGGCCGACGCCUCCCACGCCGCCUCGCUCCGCGCCGCCCACACCCGUCGCGCUGUCCGCCCGGCCGACCACGACGUGCUCGGCGCUUCAACCGAUGCACCGCCGCCGCAACACCCCCCCUCACCGCACACCCGCCGUCUCGCGUCUGCCCGCCUCCUGGACCACGGCUACAACAUCGUGACCGGCCGCGACGCCAACGAUGAUGUGGUCCGCCCGGACCCGGUCCGCGCGCCCGGCCCGCGCCCAGCGCUAAAGGACCACCUUCGCCACGCUGCCAACCUCGACGACGCCGCCCCGCAAGUCGCCAUCUCGCGCCGCGGCAUUCCGGACGUCCGCCGCAACACGCUCGACCACAUGUGGCGGCUGAUGGCCAACGAUGACCCGGCCAAGCACCCGACUGCCGCGCCCGACCUGCCGCAUCCGCCUGCACCGCCGCCGGCCGAGCGUUACCAGCCUGCCCCCGUCCGUGCACUCCGCCGCGCUAUGCACGCCCCGGACCCGCAGCCGGCACCGGCGCCGCACAUCCCGUCCCGGCCGCCGUACGCACCAUCGGGAGCGGCACCGGCACCGCCGCGCCACAGAGUCUACCGCGACGAUGACCACGUCGGCGAUCUCCUCCGCCAGUCGGCCUCGCCGCGGGCGGUCCGCGCUGCCGCAGUUGCAGCUGUGGCCACGCCACGAAGCGAGGUUCGCGCCGAUGUGCCGCAGCUCUGCGGCGGUGCCGUACACUCCACGCAAUGA
This is a messenger RNA of Thecamonas trahens ATCC 50062, 1308 nucleotides long. RefSeq lists its product as uncharacterized. The transcript is spliced from 2 exons. The record is from RefSeq and is a predicted model, not a curated record. Lineage: Eukaryota; Apusomonadida; Apusomonadidae. Bases 226 to 1308 code for a protein of 360 amino acids.